CUCACCCCACCCUCCUCUCUCUUUCACUGAGCGUUUCUUCUCCCAAUCCCCAUCCAACUCCGGCUGUCCAGAAAGCGCACGGUGGAUGGACAGGAGCAUUGGAAUUUACCCCUCUCUUUUAGAAAAAUAAUUAAAGAACGAAACGCUGCUCUACACACUAGUCAGGACAUCUCCAACAACAUAGGUUCUUUUUGUCAGAAAAAGCAAAGAAACGACUGUGGACCUUUAAAUCCAUCAAGGAUCUAAGGGCAGGAGAAGGCCAUGCCGUUUGGCUGUCUAACGCUGGGGGAGAAGAAGGAUUAUAACAAUCCUUCUGAGGUGACCGAAAAGUAUGACUUGGGACAGAUCGUUAAAACGGAGGAGUUUUGCGAAAUCUUCCGGGCCAAAGACAAAGCGACCUUGAAAAUGAGCACCUGCAAGAAGUUUCUGAAGAAGGAUGGGAGGAAAGUCCGAAAAGCUGCCAAAAAUGAGAUUGUCAUCCUGAAGAUGGUGAAGCAUCCCAACAUACUUCAGCUGGUGGACGUCUUUGAAACCAGAAAAGAGUAUUUCAUAUUUCUCGAACUUGCCACAGGCCGGGAGGUGUUUGACUGGAUCCUGGACCAGGGUUACUAUUCAGAGCGAGACACCAGCAACGUCAUUCGGCAGGUGAUGGAGGCUGUGGCAUACCUUCACUCCCUGCACAUCGUCCACAGGAACCUGAAGCUGGAGAACUUGGUUUACUACAAUCGUCUAAAGAACUCAAAAAUCGUCAUCAGUGAUUUCCAUCUGGCCAAGCUGACGAAUGGGCUCAUCAAGGACCCCUGUGGCACCCCGGAGUACCUGGCUCCAGAAGUGGUUGCCAGGCAGAGAUAUGGAAGGCCAGUUGACUGCUGGGCUAUUGGAGUCAUCAUGUACAUACUGCUAUCAGGUAAUCCACCAUUCUAUGAUGAAACUGACGAUGAAGAUUACGAGAAUCACGACAAGAACUUGUUUCGUAAAAUCCUGGCGGGAGACUAUGAGUUUGAUUCCCCAUACUGGGAUGAUAUUUCUGAUUCAGCCAAGGGGCUGGUGAACCGGUUGAUGGAGGUGGACCAAGACCAAAGACUGACAACACAGGAAGCCAUCAAUCAUGAGUGGAUUUCAGGGAAUGCUGCAUCAGACAAAAACAUAAAAGACGGUGUCUGCGCACAGAUUGAAAAGAACUUCGCCAAAGCAAAGUGGAAGAAAGCGGUGCGGGUGACCACAAUCAUGAAGCGGCUGCGGGCCCCUGAACAGAGUGCGUCAGCAGCCACUGCUCCAGCAGCUCCAGCAGCUCCAGCAGCCCCAGCUGCCCCGGCAGACCCAGAGGCACCAGCGGCAUCAGCAGACCCUGCUGCACCAGCCUCCAACGAUACCCCCACGGCCACAGAGUCAGAGAGCAGCCCGGGCAGCAGUGAAGCCCCAACACCAUCAGAGCCCCCGAGCGCAGAGCCAGAGAACAAACCAGCCAGCCCAGAGGAGGACAGCCCCGCCCAGCUUGACAGCUCCGCCCAAGUGGGUGUGAUGGAAGAGGAAGAGGCAGCGUCUUCACGAUGUAAUGGGGAAACAGCCGCCCCCCUUGAGCCUGCUGUGGAAGCCUGUGACGAGCAGAAUGGCUAAAGCGCCACACAGCCCCACUCUUCUUUGUAAUAUAGCCGCUGGCAUGGUGACGCUGAAUCCGCUAAACUCUCUCACGCAGCAGAAUUAGUAUCGAGUUUAAAGAGGCAGUGUCCCAUCUCUGUGGAAGGAUGCCUAAUGGAUAGUGCUUUUUUUCUUUUCUUUGAUUCUUUUAAAAGAGCCUUUUUUCUGCUCCAGAAUAACCGCCUAUUUUUGCAGGCUGCUUUGUGAAACUAAGCUAAGUGAAAACUGUUGCUACUGCUUCCACUCAGUGUAGUCUUAAGAGGGAGUAAAUAGCUUCAUUUAUUUUUCUUCAUGCGUUAUCUUUGUUGUACUUUCAAUCAUUCGGAUUGGUUUUGAGUUCUGUUGCACCAUAAAUGAGAUACUCAGCUGAAUCCACUGCUGGCUAUUCAGUUCUAACUAACUGUCAUGUUCUUCUUUGACUUUUCUGUCGGCUUAAUAUAUAAUAUAUAGUGUAGUGUAGAGCAGGUUUGGUUAGGGUUAGGGUUAUUUAUUUGUAGGCUUGGACUGCUGUUUACACAUUGGCUCUACAGACUUAACAUCCCUGAUUGAAUGUAAAUACUUUUUUUUUUAAUUGACAUUUUUAUUGAUGCAGUGAAGAUGUUUUUAUUUUAUUUUAUUUUAUUUUAAAACUUUUAUUUGAAACACUUUUUGUUUUAAACCCAUCGGGGCCUGACAAACUGAACUAACCAUGGGCACUUCUAAGUAAAACUGCAGAGACUAAAAAAAAUCCUGAUUGAGCAAAGGGGAGAGAGAUCCUACUUGACCACCAAUAUCACUUUGUAAAAUGCAGCUUUUCUUUUAAUGGAAGUCUCACGUUUUAGUAUUAGAUUGUUACUGAGAUUUGAUUUUUUAUUCUAUUCACUGUAAUGUUUUGGGUUAAAACCCAUUGAAAAUGAGUUGGAGUCAACUGAAUUACUUGCAUGUUUAACACAAUGAAGUUUCUUAUUCAGACUUAUGUAUUGCAAUCAUAUUGCCUCUAACACAGGGGAACAUGUUUGUUUUUCUAGGCUGCAGUUUUACACAGGCAUCCUGCAGAUUGGGGACACUGCUCUUAACUUGCUGCUGUAAACAAAACUCUGUAGAAGUAGCCAAACUGGAAUGCAUUUUGAAAUUUCUUAUACAUUGCACAUUGUUUGUAAGCAACUGAUGGAUAAAGAUCUGGUAUAAGCCUCAGCCAUGUAAAUAAACAUAAAUAUGUAAGUAUAUCGCACACAUAUACAUAUCUAUAUUUGCAUUCCCUCCAAAUUCCAUGCUUUUCAUGAUAAAAUAAACAACAACUGGGCUUAAAUUGCAAAGAGAGAUUGAUGGACUGACCGUGUAAAUGGAUAUAUUUACAGGGUCACUGUAGAUAAAUAGCUAGCUAGCUAGAUAGCUAGCUAGAUAGAUAGAUAGAUAGAUAGAUAGAUACAUAGAUACAUAUAUAUAUAGAUACUGUGGAUGGAUAGAUAGCUAGCUAGCUAGAUAGAUAGAUAGAUAGAUAGAUAGAUAGAUAGAUAGAUUGACUUCAGAGGAAGACACUGUGAGCAGCCUGUUACAGAAAUAAUUUAGAAAUAUAUUUAAAUAUUGAUGAACAUACAGUACAGUUGUCCAUAAAACUCCAAUGCAUGCACAUGUGAAAAUGCAUGUGCAAGCAUUCACAUGCAUUAAAUAUAAAACACAUAGAUAAUCACAAGUAUAAAUGAAGGAAAGUAUGGUAUAUCAGUGUGUAAUUGUACUGAUUUAGAUGAGGAAGUGUCCAGAAAAUGUAGUCAUAAUGAUGACCCCUUAAAUAAUCAUAUACACUGUACUACUGGGUGUAUGGGAGCUAUAGGUAUUGCUGUAUAUAUAGUAUUGUUUUUAUUUCGUAUUGUUUUUAAGUUCUACCAGGUGCGGAUUGGUAAACCAUUUUAACUUAUUUUAUUUAUUAUUGGUUUUAUCAUUUGCAAUUAUUUAUUGAAGUACUGUAGGAACGUAGCAGUACAUCCUAGUAAGGGACCAUUUAUUAUAAAGCAUGAUACAUACAGACAUGUAUACACACAUAUGUAGGCCACCAACGCACUUACCCAUUUUCAUAUUAUAUGCACAUAAUUCUGUGCAAAUACAGAACUAAACUCAAAUACCUGUAUGUUUCUGUCUCCCAAGUCCAACAAAUCUCUGUCCAUCAGAUGUCAGCCUUCUCUUCUGGACAAACGACUGGGAACUCUUUUCUUUUGUGUUUAUCCUGUCCUUCAUGACUCUUUCUGUACAGUGGCAGGGCCCUGCUAGUUUGUAGGCCCGGUCUUUGACUUGCAGAUAAUCUGCUGCUUCUUUCUUCCUCUAAACAACAAAAACAACAAAAUAUAUACUUAAAAAACAUAUACUUAAACUUUGCUCUUGGACACAAGCUUACUAUCUUAUUAAUUUUAACAAAAAAGCUACUGUGCCUCUUUAUUUUAUUUGUUUAAAUUUGGGUUGAGAAAAAAAACAAUGAAACUAAAAAAAACUAAUACUGCAUCUUAACUCAAAGGUUAAGGGGAAAAACAGGAACUACUCGAAAAGGGGAUCUCCUUGUACUGGAUGGCCUUUUUGUUUUGUGUUACAGAAAGCAGUCUAUCCUGCAUUUCCAAAGCAAUGUUGAAAAGUGCUUCAGACAGAGUCUCUGCCGAGGCAGCCAAGAAGCAUUAGCACUCAGUGUUUUACAUCAGCAGCACACCUGUCAUAUAUUCCAUAGACCAUUAAACACUCCUAAAGCAUUACUUUUUUAAAUUUAAUACAUUACCUUAAACGUUGUAAUAAAUCCUGUGGCUCAAUAGACAGCCAUUAUAGACUAUGAUACCUGUACAUCUGAAGCAGCCUCAUGUCUAAAUAUAUUAUUAGUGACACAGGUAAAAGUGGUCAAGCCUUAGAACAGGUGACGGCCUAAUUUCCAAAAUUCUGGUCUUGCCUGUCAGUAAGUCUUUUAUUUCUACAUACUGUGGAUGUAGGUCAUGAUGUUCUGUCCUGAUUUUGUAUUUAGAGUCGUGGCAGGAUAUACAGUAUGUUACUAACAGAUUUGUACCAUUUUUAUUUUUAUUUAGGAUUCUUAAAUUUAUUCUUAAAUUCCUUUAAUUCACACGCAUUCAUUUGAAGUAAUUUCUCAAUGUUCCUUUAUAUAAGUAAUUUACACAAGUGAAAUGGCUGCUAAUUAGUUCUGUACAUUAAGCAAUACAGCACAGUUUAUCACUAAGAUUCAUGAAGUCUAGCUUUGUGUUUCUUGAAAAUUGCUUGAAAAAGUAUUUGAUUAUAACAGUUUGUUUUUGUCAGCUUUUUAAUACAGUACUUUUCUGUUGCAUAACCUAGACACCAUGUUGGGCAAUAUUCUGUUUUCUGAAUGUAUUUAUUUGUUUAUUUAUUUAUUGGAAUGAACUGAACGAUGAACUGGUGGGUCAUGUUUCUUAUUUAAAAGCCCUCUGUAUCCCUUGUUCUAGCCAAUGUUUAUUAGAAUAUCAUUUGAUGGUAAUAAAGAUUUCUUCAUUGGA
This is a messenger RNA of Acipenser ruthenus (sterlet), 5114 nucleotides long. RefSeq names its product caM kinase-like vesicle-associated protein. The transcript has 11 exons. Gene Ontology annotation, biological process: peptidyl-serine phosphorylation. Gene Ontology annotation, cellular component: intracellular anatomical structure. NCBI's taxonomy places the organism in Eukaryota, Metazoa, Chordata, Actinopteri, Acipenseriformes, Acipenseridae. The coding region runs from base 262 to 1617 and encodes 451 amino acids. Gene Ontology annotation, molecular function: calmodulin binding; calcium/calmodulin-dependent protein kinase activity; ATP binding. The record is from RefSeq and is a predicted model, not a curated record.